CAGUCCUGAGCAAUCAAAGUAGAUUGUUCCCCGCCAUUGCCCAUGAUGCUCUUCACCACCCUCCUGUUGAGCGCCUUUGCCGCUGGCUACCAUUUGCCUGAGCCUCCCAAUUGCAGUGAAGAAGAACUCAUGAACGGCUACAAUCACACUCUUCGUGGCGGGUGGAUGGACCUCAGUAUGUACACCACAUGGCCCCGCCGCCUCGGCCAUAUCGGCUGGAAUUCAGCGGCAGGCAUUUGCACGGAAAAAAAUCUGGCCAAUGCCUCCGGAAAUGAAUCACACCCCGCUUUCUUCUGUAUCAGCACCCCGCUUUCUUUAUUCAGCCAGUGCCUCCGUGUCAAGAAAUCGAUCCCUUUGAACGUGACCAAUGUUCUUUCGUCCUGCCACGACUUUGAAUCCAUUGGAACGGACGUCCUGAAAGAGGCGAAGUUUCCUUUCGAGAGUCGCUUCUGCCACAAGUCCCUGCAUGGUGACCUCACGAGGGUCCUUUUAGUGGGGACUCGUCAAGGUGCGGAGCGAUGGAUUGUGGAGACUUGCCAUUGGAUGAAAACAAGGAUGUGCCACAACCCUGAGAUGAUGAUCAUUCAGAAUUUUGUACCGGGAUCAGGUUGAUUCUAGUAAUGCGACACUGGGACGCUCCCGUCUUAGUUGUACAGUGUACAGGAUGACGCGCAGUUUGUCCCUGAACGUGACACUGGCGUGCUUCAUUGCUUUCUUUUGCCUGCACGGGAUGAGAGGUUCCCAGCUUGACGCUGACCGCCACGUGGUUGCUCUGCAAAA
This is a messenger RNA of Cladocopium goreaui, 780 nucleotides long. NCBI's taxonomy places the organism in Eukaryota, Dinophyceae, Suessiales, Symbiodiniaceae. The record is from the annotation of a GenBank genome assembly.